Molecule: messenger RNA, 715 nt
Organism: Alosa alosa (allis shad)
Lineage: Eukaryota; Metazoa; Chordata; Actinopteri; Clupeiformes; Clupeidae
Gene: atp5pd
Product: ATP synthase peripheral stalk subunit d
Exons: 6
Coding region: 93-578 (161 amino acids)
Biological process (GO): proton motive force-driven ATP synthesis
Molecular function (GO): proton transmembrane transporter activity
Source: RefSeq, a predicted model, not a curated record
CAGUCUUACUGUUGCUGAUAUCAUUUCCGUUUCCUGUCGGCCAUCACGCUUCUGUCAUUGCUGCGUCUGGAUCGGUGCAAAAGUUAAAGAAAAUGGCAGGCCGACGCGCAGCAUUGAAGUCCAUUGACUGGUUGGCCUUUGCCGAGAGGGUGCCACCCAAUCAGAGGGCCAUGUUCAACAACCUCAAAACUCGCAGUGAUGCCAUCGCUGCAAAACUGACCUCCCUCCCAGAGAAGCCAGCAGCCAUUGACUGGGCCUACUACAGACAAACUGUACCUAAAGCAGGCAUGGUGGACGACUUUGAGAAGAAGUUUGCUGCUUUGUCCAUCCCUGAGCCAGUUGACACAGAGACAUCAAAGAUUGCCGCACAGGAGCAGGAAUCGAACAAACAAGCACUUGACUACAUCCAGGCAUCUAAGGCUCGUAUUGGCAUGUAUCAAGCUGAGCUGGAGAAGUUCAACAACAUGAUUCCCUUCGACCAGAUGACCAUCGAGGACCUCAACCAUACCUUCCCUGAGACUAAGUUGGACAAGGAGAAGUAUCCAUACUGGCCCCACAAGCCUAUUGCUGACCUGUAAAUUGUUAGAAAUGCCCACUCUAAGUAAUAUUACACCCCACUUAUACAAUUGUAUAGUCCUGUCUGUGUAUACACCUGUUUGUUUCAGGAGUUGGUGACUCAGGAUCAUAUUCUGAGGAGUAAAAACUUUGAAAUUCA